AUGCUUAAUUCGAUAGAGUGUUUUAUUGAAGUACUUCAAUUACAAUAACCUUGCGAUGGUCUUGUUUCAGAAGUGUAACAAUUCUUAGAUUUCGAUAUGAACAAGGUGUUACAGCAAGACCAGAGGAAGAUAGUGCAAGACCCCAUAUUGCUAAUCAAUUGGUUCAAUUAAAUAGAAGAUCAUUUAUCAAUAAAAUAAGAUGAAAAUGACAUAUACAUUACGCCUAUGAUAUAAGUUCAGGUGAUGUUGAUCAAUUCCUUCAUUUACAUUUCAAACUAAAAUUUACUCUAAGAAUACUUUUAUCUAUUUGAAGUCUUAUAAAAAAAAAUACUGUACCUAAAAAUAUAUUAACCAAACGAAUUGACAUUAACUGCUCUAGAACAAUGCUACAAAUUUGAAUAGUGCAUAGAUUGUAACAAAAUCUCAUAAAUUAGCAUGCUGCUUUACAAAAUUAAUUAAUUCAAUUCAAGUGAAAAAAUAGAUCAAUUUUAUCAAUACAUUAUUAAAUUCGACUAAAAAAAACAUAAAUUAGUCGAUUCCUAAGCAAACCUAAUAAUAUACUCCUACUACUUAAUCUUGCAAUAAUGCUGUCAAUUGGUUGAGGAGAACAAGAAUCUUGAAACUGUUAUAUCAGUUUGUCUUAACAUCAAAGAGGAACUCAAGAAAUCGGAUCAGAAUUACCUCAACCAAUGCAAUCAAUGUAUCUUACUAUCGUACUAUAAAUUAAAUAAAAUAACUGAUUUCAUUCAAUACAGCAAACAAUAUGACUUAUAGAAAACAACUCCCCUUGAAAUUUAACUCCUCAUCUUAAUUGUGAAAAUCAAAGAGCUCUAAUCAGAAAUCGAUUUUGAAAAAGUGAGAAAUCAAGUCAAUAAGAUGUUCUAACAAUUCCUGGAUAAUAACCUAAUGCACACAGUUACUGAUAUUUUGAUCCUCCUUAAAGAAUUGAGUUAGAAUAUUUCCUUGUAUCCAAUCAAUUUCAUAUUAAUGAACCAAUGGUUUCAAUUCAAGUACAACUUAAUCCUCAGGGCAUCGAAUCAGUAGAACAUAAUGAAACUAAGUAAAGACAUUCAUCCAGAUGCUCAUCGACUUUCCAUAAUUACUCAACAUCAACAACUUCAAUGA
Molecule: messenger RNA, 1125 nt
Organism: Paramecium tetraurelia
Lineage: Eukaryota; Ciliophora; Oligohymenophorea; Peniculida; Parameciidae
Exons: 2
Source: RefSeq, a predicted model, not a curated record